This is a messenger RNA of Mirounga angustirostris (Northern elephant seal), 7794 nucleotides long. RefSeq names its product tripartite motif containing 68 (gene TRIM68). The transcript is spliced from 7 exons. Gene Ontology annotation, biological process: protein ubiquitination. Gene Ontology annotation, molecular function: protein binding; ubiquitin protein ligase activity; zinc ion binding. The record is from RefSeq and is a predicted model, not a curated record. NCBI's taxonomy places the organism in Eukaryota, Metazoa, Chordata, Mammalia, Carnivora, Phocidae. Bases 481 to 1938 code for a protein of 485 amino acids. Gene Ontology annotation, cellular component: cytoplasm.
CAGAGCCUCUAGUCAGACCGGAAGCAUAAGACUGAGGGGUCCCUUGGGUCGAGAGUCAGCAGGGCCUCUGCUAACGCAGGGCUUGAGCGGCCUCAUUCGGGAGCCCACACGCUUCCACCUAUCGUGCAACUGACUCCUGAGCCCCUUCACAGUUUAAAUGACUCUGAGUGGGAGAAGGAACCAGAAAAACCGACGUAGCAGAGAAAAAGCACCGGCACGCCGAGAGCCAACCUCCGAUUGGCUAGAGUUGUCUUGAUCCCUGUCUGUGAUUGGCUGUUCCCACAAAGACGUCGCCAGCGUGCGAUCCCGGCGCCUAGGCCCUGCUCGCCGCUCAUUGGCUCCCGGCCUGUGGGCGGGGCCUGGGAGCCCUGCAGGAGAGGCAGAGGAGCCGGCCGCUUUGAGGCCUUCAUCUGCCGGCCGGCGCCUUGACUACUUCUGCCUGGCUGUAUUCAUGUUCUGAGGAGGGAGUGAGAAGGAGCCAUGGAUGCUGCAGCAUUGGUGGAAGCCAUUGUGGAAGAAGUGGCCUGUCCCAUCUGCAUGACCUUCCUGAGGGAGCCUGUGAGCAUCGACUGUGGCCACAGCUUCUGCCACGGCUGUCUCUCUGGACUAUGGGAGGUCCCAGGAGAAUCCCAGAACUGGGGUUACAGCUGUCCCCUCUGCCGGGCUCCUGUCCAGCCAAGGAACCUGCGGCCCAAUUGGCAGCUGGCCAACGUUGUAGAAAAAGUUCGUCUGCUGGGGCUGCAUCCAGGAAUGGGGCUGAAGGGCGACGUGUGUGAGCUCCACAGGGAACAGCUAAAGAUGUUCUGCAAAGAGGAUGGCCUGAUCAUGUGUGAGGCCUGCAGCCAGUCCCCUGAGCAUGAGGCCCACAGUGUCUUGCCCAUGGAGGAUGUCACCUGGGAAUAUAAGUGGGAACUCCAUGAGGCUCUGGAGCAUCUGAGGAAAGAGCAAGAUGAGGCCUGGAAGCUGGAAGUUGGUGAGAGGAAACGAACUGCCAACUGGAAGAUACAGGUGGAAACCCGAAAGCAGAGUAUCAUGUGGGAGUUUGAGAAAUACCGGCGAUUACUAAAGAAAAAACAGCCACCAGGUCGGCGACUGGAGGUGGAAGCGGCCGCAGCUCUGGCCAGCCUAGAGCAGGAAGAGGGGGAGACCAUGCAAAAGCUGGAGCAGAAUCACAGUGAGCUCAUCCAGCAGAGCCGAGUGCUGUGGAGGAUGAUUGCAGAGCUGGAAGAGAGGUCUCAGAGGCCUGUCCGCUGGAUGCUGCAGGGUAUUCAGGAAGUCUUAAACAGGAGCAAGUCUUGGAGUCUGCGGAGGCCCGAACCAAUCUCCCUGGAGCUAAAGACGGAUUGCCGCGUGCUAGGGCUAAGAGAGAUUUUGAAGACCUAUGCAGCUGACGUGCGUCUGGAUCCAGACACCGCUUAUUCUCGCCUCAUUGUGUCUGAGGACAGAAAAUGCGUGCGGUACGGAGACACCAAGCAGAAACUGCCCGACAAUCCGGAGAGAUUUUACCGCUACAAUAUCGUCCUGGGCAGCCAGUGCAUCUCCUCAGGCCGGCACUACUGGGAGGUGGAAGUGGGAGACAGGUCAGAAUGGGGCCUGGGAGUGUGUAAGGAAAAUGUAGACCGGAAGGAAGUGGUCUAUCUAUCCCCCCACUAUGGAUUCUGGGUGAUCAGGCUGCGGAAGGGAAAUGAGUACCGAGCAGGCACUGAUGAAUACCCCCUCCUGUCCUUGCCAGUCCCUCCCCGCCGGGUGGGGGUCUUCCUGGAUUAUGAGGCCCAUGAUAUCUCUUUCUACAAUGUGACUGACAACGGCUCCCACAUUUUCACUUUCCCCCACUAUCCUUUCCCUGGGCGUCUCCUGCCCUACUUUAGUCCUUGCUAUAGCAUUGGAGCGAACAACACAGCUCCUCUGGCCAUCUGCUCCCUGGACAGGGAGGACUAAGAGGGCCACCAUCCUAGCCAGAGGCCUUGGAGUUUCACCUGGCCCACAAGGGUCUUGGAGGGUCCUGCCACCAACAAAGAUCCCCUUGAACUAAGCUGAGUCGAGGAUCCAGGGAGCCCUCUGCCUGACCCAGUUGUCUGUUGCUACUGGGCCAAGGUCUCUCACUAACCUACUCAUGUAUAAAAGCUGAGGUUCAGUCAAAUGAGCAUGGAACCCCUGUGAGGGAAGCAUGACAGGGCUGAGGACGAGGAUCAGAGCAGUUGUAAGAUAAUGUGUUCGUGUAAGUCAGGAUUCUGUCCUUUCUGUAGCUCAUGCUCUUCCCCAGUCCCUGAGGGUGCCAUAAGUAAGUCAGCGAGGGUGGUAAAGUAGAUCCAACCUACAGGAAACCCUUUGCAUGGGGUUUACCAGAAAGCCAAAAGAUAAUUGUUCAUGUCCAGAGCUGGUUACUGUGCUGAUACCAGGAUAGGAUGCUUUGCCUGAGGUUUGCUGCUACUGAGCAACCCAUAUUUGAGCCCAACUCUCUGACCCCCUAACUAGAGAAAUGCCUUGCAACAUUGCCCAGGCCACCCCAGUGUGCAUCCCCUCUCUGAACAUAAGCUGGGAAAAUCACUCUAUCUCAGACUCUAAGGAGACCUGGGUCCUGGUCCUGCCCUUUUCCCCAAGUGUCAGGAUCAGAAAACCUGUGAGCCUUGUCCUUGUGUUCGCUUUACGGGUGAAGAAACUGAAGUGGCCUUAAAUGCAAUAAGUUGCUUCUCACAAAACUGUUGAAAAAAGAUUGUAAAGCUUAUCAAGUACUUCCCACAUUCAAAUGAAAAAAGAUGGACAAACUUGCUUCUCAGGUCACCCAUCUGCAUAUCCUUCAUUACAGUUGGGUCUGAAACAUCCCAGUGUCUGAGGGUUUUAGGUAUCCUCAAUGGAAAAAUGGGUAUAGUAAUUGCAGACUCUCCUACCUCACAGGAUUGUUGUGAAGAUCUCAGAUCCAUCCUAUAUUUGUGUCCCUUUCUCAGGGAUGGAGGAAGGCAGGCCAUGGAUUUCGCCUGCGAUAGCCCUCCUGCCUCUCCUCCUUAGAGCCAGCAUCUGUACAGCAGUGCCUUCGUUUGGUAGGGCCUCUCCCGACAGUCUCAGCCAGUUAGAAAGUGCCCUUGCCAGUGGCAGACUCUGGGCCACAGUGGUAGCUUGUGCAUCUAUUGUAUGUGUUUGUGUCUGGAUUAGAAUGGGGACUGUGACAUGAGAGUAGAGAAUGGAAAAAAGAAAAAGAAAAAUUUAGAACAGAUGCACUGGAAAGAAGGCUCACCCACAAGCUAGUUGGGCUAAAGUUUGGUGACUUUUUGUCACCAAGGGAAUCUUCAUGGCUCUGGUAACUACCUAAUAUUCUGCCUUUCUCUUCUCUAAAUCUAUGACAGAAGAAGGACAAGGCAUAAAAAGCCAGCUUGGGAGCCAUACAUUAUAAUGAAAGGGAAUUAAAACGAUAUAUCUGGGCUGUUGACCUUAGAAUGAUGGUUAUAUGUGCCAAAAAGAAUUCAUUACAGGGCUUAAGAGUAUGAUGUGGGAAUGCUUGUGCCUGGAGACAAAUUGCAAGGCAAGCAGGUGGAAACCAUUGGCCUUGCCUUUUGCAAGGGGCUCUGAUGUGUACAUCACAUUGUUGUCGCCAUGAUGCUGUGAAACACAACUUCUGGUGUAGUUUAAGCUUGAAGGUAGUGACUGUUGAGUCAGGAUUAGGCAGCAAAAUAGUUACCAGGUCAGGUAUAGGCAGAAGCAAAGUAAUUGCUGUAAUAAAGAAGAGCAAAAAUUGUCUUUCUGCUUUAAUUGUAUUGGUUGUUCACAUAAGGAAGAGGUAAAACAUGCUAAAAUGGAGAAAUAAACUCAUUCUGCCCACCAUGCUUCCAAGUCACUCAUUGAGCAUUAGCAGAAGGGGAAACAUUUCCAUUCUCUGAUUGGAGAGGAAUGACCUGGUAAGUCACAGACGUGGUCUUGGCAAAGGAUUGAGCUGACCUACCUUAAAGGGACCAUAUGUCUUUGUAUAGGGGGACUCCCUGGGGAAUUGUUUAUAGACUUGAGAAAUCGAUUUUGAGGAAGUUCUUCGAGUUAUGUCCAUGGACACUUAGCGGAAGAGGCUAGGGACCAAACCAGUGUUGUUCUUUUACUAUGGUUUUAUUAGGACAAAUCCUGGAAGUCUCUUAGAAAAAGGAUUAUUAGGUGAUAAAUUCAUUUAAACCUAGAGUGAAUUGAGUAGUGUGGAAUGACUUCAUUGGUAACAUGCUAUUUUGGAGAGGGCUUUUUUUUUUUUUUUUUUUUGACAUUUAUAAGCUGAUUUGGGUGCUGUGAUUACUUGUGAGAAGUACAAGGUUAAACACAUUGUUUAUUUCAUAUUGUCUGAUUUUUAAGACCAGGCAAGAAUCUUGAAGUUCUUAAGUAUAUGAAAACCCUUUUCUCUAGGGUAGUUACUUAUACUUCCUUUCUAAGAACCCCAUGAAGACAAGAACCUUAUUCGUCUGGUUCACAAUUGUAGUCCAGUCUAGCACUGUGUGUGUGUGUGUGUGUGUGUGUGUGUAAAUAUUUAAGUGAGGGAACUUUCAUUCAUAUGCCUAGAAUCAAAACAAAAAUAAGCUUUUGUCUCAUGGGGCGUGAACAACUAGAUGGUACUUAAUUAUAAAUCUGUUAAAAAAAAAAUGAUUGAAUGGAUAAUCACAAAAGUGGUCCAGAAAGGGAGGAAGCAGGUGGUCACUGCAGAGGGUAGAGUGUCUGCACCACUCCCUGGAAUGCCUAGGAUAUCUCCUCCAUCUUGGUGAGAUCAUUCACUACAAGGCAGGGAUGAGCUUUGCCCAUCCUUACUUUAUUAGCAGAGAAACAAGGGGUGCAGUGCCUGAGCCUUGAGGUGAAAGACAAUGAAAAGGGAAGAUAGAUAGUCCUGCAGAGAGACAGGGAAAAUCCUUGGGACUCCCCACAGGAAAUCCAGUCUCCCAUUAUUCAAGCAGGAUUGAUUUUAAUCUCUUAAGAUCCAAACACUGAGACUCUGUAUGGGUCCCAGGCACUAGUUAAAUGGCAUAGAUUGCUUAGUGUGAGAGGGCAGGGGUCGUAUCUGAUCUGCACGGGAUUUUCUGUUGGAGGGUAGCGAUGGCAGGGAACUAGUCCACUUUGGAAGUGUGUAGUUCAAUAUCUGAGCGCUAACAGUGGGUUCCAGCUCACUUCAGGGAAUACCAGUGUGAAUGAAACACAAAGCAGGGCAGACUUCUGAGAGAAACGCUGGGGAGAAAUUUCUGUUUUGAGUGCCAAGCUGAACUAUGCCUUUGUUGCUUGACAUCAGAUUCUUUUUUUUUUUUUUAAAGAUUUUAUUUAUUUAUUCCUGAGAGAUAGAGAGAGAGAGGCAGAGGCAGAGGGAGAAGCAGGCUCCCCACGGAGCAGGGAGCCCGAUGCGGGACUCGAUCCCAGGACCCUGGGAUCAUGACCUGAGCUGAAGGCAGACGCUUAACCAACUGAGCCACCCAGGCGUCCCGACAUCAGAUUCUUUAAUACGUCUGAUAUUCUUGUAUUUGAUGAACAUAGUCAAUUCUUUGGGUUGCUUAUGGAGAAACAACAGUGUGACUUUUCAAAAUGUAAAUCUUAUCAAAUGUGCUUCACCACCUCAUGAUGCUGAUUUGUUUUUAUGUUAGGGAGAAGUUUCUUUUUUCUGGUCUUUGGGAACUCAGUGCAUUACUAUCAGGUGUUUAGAAGCUGAAUCCUACUUCAUGGUAUUCAGAAAUAGAAUACAUUCUAGGUAGGUAAGUAAUUUUAGUACUAGCAAAGGUACAGAUGCCAAGUUGUUAAGCAGAUUGUUUGGAACAGCUAUCACAUGAGUGUUGACCUACACGGGAAUACACUCUCAAUAGUGCCUAGAACUACUCCUUAAAAAUAUGGAAUUAAAAAUUUAUUCGUUGUACAGACACUAUAUCAGAUGUUGUGUUAUGUGGUUUCUAUUCAUCAUCUUCUUUAAUCUUUAAUAUCCUCUGAAUUAACAUUGUAUUCUCCAUCAGUAGCAAGGAAAUAGUAAGACUCAGAUAUAAUAACUAGUUAUCAACACUGUUAGGAAAUUAUCUUUUAUUAAGAUUUUCAAGUGUACCAGAGUCAAAUAUACAUAUCUGUCACAUUUGAAAUCUUUUUCUUUUAACAUAUACUGGUUAUUCAGGUUAAGACUUUCUGAAAGGGGAAAAUAAAAACAAAGACCAAAUAUAUGUCUGGUGAUGAGAAGAAUAGGGACAUUUCGGCUUCAUUAUUGAUACUGUUUUCUAUUAACCUUCUCAUCCCAGGCACAUUUCCAAGGUGGUGUCCAGAUGAAGAAAGACCUAUAUUAUAUUUGAUCCCUUUCUUUUAUACCUUACAGUUAAGUUAUACAGAACCAGACUAGGAAGCAAAGAGAAAGAUGUCCACAGUCAAACUCACAUUGCCUUAACUUCUGUUGCUUCAAAGCAAGAGGCUGGUGUUUAGUAUGCUGACUCCAACUAGCUUAACAAUAGGGGAUAAAUUAAAAGGAUGUAGAGGUAUCUUACAGAAUUUAAUAACAGGGAUGCACCUGGGUGUCCAAAAUGAGUUGGAAUCAGAGAACCAGAGACUCCAUUUCUUCAUCCCAUCUUGCUAAUCUGCUUAUCUAGCUGUGGAACAUAUUUGUUUUUCCAAGUUCACGUGUUAGAAAAUGACCACAGUCAGUGAGCCCAAGUUUAUAUCUCCUCAGAUAAACUGGGAUUCAGUUUGACUAGAGACAGACUCUGAUCCAGGUAUAAGCACAUGACCCAAGUUGAGUGGAUUCAUCACUGGGCCAGAAGGCAGGGUUAUAUAUUAACAGUUGCUUCCGUAAUAAUCACAUGAGUAAAUGAAUAAUUCUGGGAAAAUCAGCCAGGUGUGGGGGGGACCAAACAGUUGGUUUUUUUCUGCGGGGAGGAGGGUGGAGGGGGGUGGAUACUCAGUUGAAAAUAAGGGUCAGAAGCUAAGGAAAGAAAAAACCCAAAUCUAUAUUCUCUGCCCAGACUUACCUCUUAUACAGAUACUAGUUGAUUGAAAUCAUUAAAAAUGUCAGAAAAUUAAUCAUUUCAUAUGCAUUCUUCCUAGAAAUUGGAAAAUUAGACAAGAAUAUAAUUUACAGCUUCAUCUUAGAACUCUUUAUGGUGCUAGGCAAACCACACCAGCUCUACAGAUUUCUAAGUCAUGUUCAAAUGCUUGAUCUUGAGUCAUCUUGAUUGCUCAAGAUCUGAACAGAAUCUGUGUUUAUGAACCCAGUUUGGAGUGGUCAAAGAGGCAGUGCAUCAGCAAGCUCCAUGUUCGCUUCCGUAUUUAUUUGGUUCUCAGGCCAUAAAUGAUGGGGUUUAAGGUGGGUGGGAUGACCAAAUACAAAUCAGCUAAACAGUACUUGAGUGUGGAGAGGCACUGUAUCCUUCCCUAGCCAGGCCACAUAGAUGGAUGCCAUCCCAGGUAGGUAGUAUAGAGCCAUAACCCCCACGUGAGAGCCACAUGUGCUUAAUGCUUUUAGCUGAGCAUUCUUUGAGGAGAGACCACAUACUGCCUGGAGAAUCAGGUGAUAGGAGGCAGCAAUGAAGGCAACAUCAGAACCCAAUAAUGGACGAGCCAAUCACACUGUAGAGACUACUGGGCAUAGGGUCAGCACAUGCCAACUUGGCCACAGCUAUGUGCUCACAGUAGGAAUGGAGAAUCACAUUGGAGCCACAGAAAGGCAGAUGACUUAACAUCCAACUCAGUGGAGUCAUAAAUAUGACAGCUCUGAUGGUGAUGGCCACACUCAUUACCAGCAUCAGUUGAGGUGUGAGAAUUCUCUUGUAGUGUAGGGGCUUACAGAUGUCUAUAUAGCGGUCAAAAGCCAUGGCCAGCAAU